UCCGAGCGCUCGCGACCGCGCCCGCAGCACCGGCCGACAUGAAGACCCCCGGCGAGGUGCUGCGCGAGGGCGAGCUGGAGAAGCGCAGCGACAGCCUGUUCCAGCUGUGGAAGAAGAAGCGCGGCGUGCUCACCCCCGACCGCCUGAGCCUUUUCCCCACCGGCGCCGGCGCGCGCCCCAAGGAGCUGCGCUUCCACUCCAUCCUCAAGGUGGACUGCGUGGAGCGCACGGGCAAGUACGUCUACUUCACCAUCGUCACCACCGACCGCAAGGAGAUCGACUUCCGCUGCGCGGGCGAGAGCUGCUGGAACGCGGCCAUCACGCUGGCGCUCAUCGACUUCCAGAACCGCCGCGCCCUGCAGGACUUCCGCAGCCGCCAGGAGCGCGCCGCGCCGGCCGCGCAGCCCGAGGCCGCGACGGCCCGCGCGCCCUGAGCGCCGCCGCGGAACCACACACUGGACGAGUCGGGCCGGACGCGAGCUGCGCCGGCAGGAGCCCGGGGGAUUCCUGGGGCCGCGAGCCCGGGCGGGAGGCCAGCCGCUGACCACGGCGAGGACAAAGGCAGAGAAGGACCCUCCCGUGCGGAACCGCAGAGCCUCACCCCCGCUGUGCGGGCGCAUUAAAUUAUUGGACUAUCUAUGUAUUUAUUUUGAUGGUAUUUGUGGUAAAACCAUCUGUCUUAAUAUAUAUAUAUAUAUAUUUUUCACCAAUAUGUCCAUUCCAAAUAAACUCCUUGACCAGUUCUCUUUUCUACCA
Sus scrofa (pig) is the source of this 756-nucleotide messenger RNA. It is a transcript of the gene PHLDA2, whose product is annotated as pleckstrin homology like domain family A member 2. NCBI's taxonomy places the organism in Eukaryota, Metazoa, Chordata, Mammalia, Artiodactyla, Suidae. Gene Ontology annotation, molecular function: phosphatidylinositol phosphate binding. The record is from RefSeq and is marked provisional. Gene Ontology annotation, biological process: positive regulation of apoptotic process; placenta development.